Diversispora eburnea is the source of this 573-nucleotide messenger RNA. The record is from the annotation of a GenBank genome assembly. NCBI's taxonomy places the organism in Eukaryota, Fungi, Glomeromycota, Glomeromycetes, Diversisporales, Diversisporaceae.
AUGACAAAAAUCACCUCAAUUCUUGCAGUAGUUGGUCUUGUGUUUUCUUGCCUCAUUUUAAUUGCUCAAGCUGCUGAUCCACCCACUUCUAUUGGAAAUCCUGAUUUUCCUAAUGAUCUGGAAAUCCCGGCUGGAAUCGCGGUUGAUCUCACUCUCAAUAAAUUCUCGUUCUCCUUGUGUCUCGUAGGAGUAAUUGAUUUUACAUGCAAUACGGCUACUGGUACCUGGAACGUUGUUGGACCAACUGGAGUCUUAGCCAACGAAUGUAAAGACUUUUCAAAAGUUGCCGGCGAUCCUAAAUUUAUUACAGCGACAACACUUGAUACGGAAUCUGUUACAAACGCAGGAUUAAGAUCCGCAGUUUUACCAAACGACACCUCAACUGCCAUUUUUACGCGCGAAGCAGCUGAGAAUUCACCAAAUCCUUCCGUUGAUACUACCUGGAUUAGAUCUAAAGCUUCUGAUCAAACAGGGAACGGCAAAUUUGUCCAGGUGACCUAUCUUCAAAGAGUCUUAACCACCGGAGGACUCCCACCACCAACUAGUGAAUCGCUACAUAUUUAUUCUACGUAG